ACCCGAAGCUCGUUUUCACAACUCGACUCAUUGAUUAGGUGAUGGAUUGUGAAAGUUAGCGAAACGCACCGAACUCUUGGCUGAACUUUUUUCUGAAUGAUCCGCACGGGUGAAGUUGUGGCGAGUGGCAAUGCUCACUCUUCCCUCUUAGCUGCAAUGUCAGUUUAACUUUUAGAUGGAUUAUUCUUAUCACGUUCCGGAAAAUCGGUUUCUUGUGUUUCACCGCGCGACAAAGUUUCUCCUGAAGAAAUCGUUGACUCGACGCGCGCGACACUGAGAGGAUCCGCCGGACGGUCUAAACGGAGAGACCUAAGGUCACGCCAAUCUUGAAACCGUCACUAAGUCCCGGUCUUGGCCUCGCGUCCUCCUGUCACCAUGGAGACCAACACGACGACAGCGUCGGACAAGAAGGAGUGUAAGUCGUCCAGCCUGGACGGCCAUGUACACGGCUUCAGUGACCUGCCCAAGAAACCCUCACCCACCAUGACCAGAGCCCCCCAGCACAUGUUCCCGACGUUCCACACCCCCAUUCCCAUCGACAUGCGCCAUCACGAGGGCCGCUACCACUACGAACCGCACGCUCUCCACGCCAUGCACGGUGCCCCAGGUCUGGGGGGCAGUCCGGUGAUCUCGGACAUCUCUCUGAUCCGCUUGUCCCCGAGCGCGGCGGAGCCGGCCUUCGCCCACCCGCACCCCUACAUCAGCCCCCACAUGGAGCACUACCUGCGCUCCGUCCACUCCAGCCCCACCCUCUCCAUGAUCUCCGCCGCACGAGGACUCAGCCCCGCCGACGUGGCCCAUGAACACUUAAAGGAGCGUGGCUUGUUUGGUCUCCCCCCUCCUCCGGGGGCGAACCCUGCCGAGUACUACCACCUGAUGGCCGCUCACCGGAACCCCUACGGGGAGCUCCUGAUCCAGGGGGCCGGGGCUGCUGCCACACACCUGCCCGACUACAUCAGCCCCGUCGAUGUGUCCCGUUUCUCCAGCCCGCGGCUGACCCCUCGUCUGAGCCGCAAGCGAGCGCUGUCCAUCUCGCCGCUCUCGGACGCCAGCAUCGACCUGCAGACCAUGAUCCGCACUUCGCCCAACUCCCUGGUGGCGUACAUCAACAACUCGCGCUCCAGCUCGGCCGCCAGCAGCUCCUACGGGCACCUCUCUGUCGGGGGCAUCAGUCCGUCCUUCGCGUUCCCCCACCACAUCAACCCCAUGGCGUACCAGCAGCUGCUGUCCCAGCAGAGGGGCCUGGGCUCCUUCACCCACACGCCACCGCUCAUCCAGCCCUCGCCCACCUUCUCCACCCGCCAGCACGCCCUGGGCCUCUCCGGCCUGCCCACCUCUGCCCUCAACAACGACGCCGAGGCCAAGAACAUGAGUGGAGACUCGGCCGUCAGCAGCACCGUCAACCCCCUUAUCACCAAGAGGUCAAAGGUCAAGUCGGAGGUGGAGUGCCCGCGGCCCCUGUCGCCUGGUUCGCCGGAGCACUUGGGUGGGAUGCUGGAGCUGAAGGAGGACCUGGACAAGGAUGAGUGCAAGCAGGAGCCGGAGCUGGUGUACGAGACCAACUGCCACUGGGACGGCUGCACCAAGGAGUACGACACCCAGGAACAGCUGGUCCACCACAUCAACAACGAGCACAUCCACGGGGAGAAGAAGGAGUUUGUGUGCCGCUGGGAGGAGUGUUCACGGGAGCAGAAGCCCUUCAAGGCCCAGUACAUGCUGGUGGUGCACAUGAGACGCCACACCGGCGAGAAACCACACAAAUGCACUUUUGAGGGCUGUGCUAAAGCGUACUCGCGCCUGGAGAACCUGAAGACCCACCUGCGCUCACACACCGGGGAGAAGCCGUACGUGUGUGAGCACGAGGGCUGCAACAAGGCCUUCUCCAACGCCUCGGACCGCGCCAAGCACCAGAACCGCACACACUCCAACGAGAAACCGUACGUGUGUAAGAUCCCCGGCUGCACCAAGCGCUACACGGACCCCAGUUCGCUCCGGAAGCACGUGAAGACGGUCCACGGUCCCGAGGCGCACGUGACCAAGAAGCAGCGGAGCGACAUGCCGCGUCCGCCCCAGCGAGAGAACGGCGAGAACGAGGCCGGCUCCAAACUGAGCGGCCGGGGAGGAGGAGGAGGAGACACAGAGGGGGGUCACAGCGCCUCCAGAGGAGUGGAUGACUACCUGCACGUCAAGUCCAUCAAGACGGAGAACUCUGUGAUGUAUCAGUCCAGCCCUGGCGGUCACUCAUCAUGCAGCAGUGAGCCGUCGCCACUUGGCAGUGCCACCAACCAUGACAGUGGAGUAGAGCUGGCGCUGACCAGCGGGGGCAGCAUGGGUGACCUGAGCGCCCUCGACGAGCCCUCGCCCGCCGGGCUUGGGCUCGCGUCCACCGCCGCCGACUCCACCGCCACCGCCUCUGUCUCCAUGGGAACCAUGUCGGUCGGCCUCCACCUCCGCAAGAACGCCUGCAACACACUCAAACUGGACCACCUGAAGAGGGAGAAGCUGAAGACGGUGAGGGACUCCUGCUCCUGGGCCAACAUGCCGCCCCCUGGCAUCAACGCCAAGCUGCCGCCCCUGCCAACCAGCGGUUCCAUUCUGGAAACUUCCGGCAGCAGUGUCCCCCCCGGCCAGAUCAUGGGCCCCCGCCUGAGCGACCUUUGCCCCGGCGAGGUGACGGUCCUGAGCCGUCUGAGCGAGCGCCGCGACAGCACCAGCAGCACGCUGAGCUCGGCGUACACCCUGAGCCGCCGCUCGUCCGGCUUCUCCCAGUGCUACUCCAGCCGACGCUCCAGCGGCGCCUCGCAGCUCGGCGGGAACGUCAGCGGCGCCGGCGGGAGGCCGAACAACCUCAGCUCGGCCGACUCGUACGACCCCAUCUCGGCCGACCUGUCGCGCCGCUCCAGCGAGGCCAGCCAGGGGGCGCCGGUGUCCCUGAGCCUGACGCCCGCGCAGCACUACCGCCUCAAGGCCAAGUACGCCGCCGCCACGGGCGGGGCACCCCCGACGCCGCUGCCCAACAUGGAGCGCAUGAGCCUCAAGAACCGCGUGGCGCUGAUGGGGGACGGCGGCGGAGGGGAGUCGGGCGGCGGCGGGUACCCCUACGGGCACGCGCCGGCGGUGCCCAGGCGCUGCAGCGAUAGCGGCUACGCUAACGUGAGCAUGCUGCCGCACGAGGCGCCGGGCCGACUGCCGCGGAGGGCCAGCGAUCCCGUGAGGCGGGCGCCGGGGAUGGAGCCUCUGAUGUCGCCGCCGCAGCGCUUCAACAGCUUGAGUCGCGUCAACGUCCAGCAGCCCAUGGGGCUGUCCGAGCGACAGCUGCACCUGCAGGGGUACGUGCACUCGGACGGCAACGGCAACCUCCAGUGCGCGCCCUACGCGCCGCGACCCCCCAGCAUCUCCGAGAACGUCGCCAUGGAGACGCUGGCCUGCGGGCCGAACGGCGGCGGUGGCGAGGACGAGCUCGUGCUGCCGGACGAUGUGAUGCAGUACAUCACGACUCAGCCGGACGUGACGACCCAGGCGGCCCCGAUGAACGGCUUCGCCCCUCAGACGCAGGAUUACCACGGCAACCAGCUCCCUCUGAAACAGCACCCUCAGCAGCACUCUCAACAGCAACAGCAGCAGCAACAGCAGCAGCAGCAGGCGUGUUUCUACCAGAGACGGAUGGCAAUGGUGGACGCCAACAUGAACACCAGCCCUGCCAGGCAGCCCCCGCUGUGCCACAUGAGCCCUGGCACCCAGCAGCACGGGCAGGGGCAGGGGCAGGGGCGUGGGCAUCCGGCGUCGCCUGGCUCGGUCAGGACCAACCUGCCGGUGCAGUGGAACGAGGUCAGCUCUGGCUCGGGACCGACAGACGGAUCGCCGUGCCAACCCAAGCAGAGCUUCGCCAGGGAGCGGCAGAACCUCCCCAUCGCCGGCACCGGCCCCGGCCCCGCAGCCGCCGGCGUCCAGCACAAACACCACCAGCUGGGCCCCGGCCAGAACCUGAGCCCCAACCAGCAGGUCCGACCAAUGAGCCAGAACCUGGCCCAACACCACCACCACCUCCACCCCCUUCACAACAACAACCACCAGGGCUUCAGCGCUCAGAGGGGGGGCAGCACAGACUUCCUCUCCCAGAGGAUGAACUGUGUCCAGGCACAGAGGCAGCAGCAGCAGCAGGGGAUCAACCACAAUGAGCAGGUUCGGCUCCAGCACAGCUACAACCAGGGCCUGGUGUCGACGGACGUGAACGGAAACGCCAUGCAGACCCAGUACCCGCCCCGCGGCAGCUUGGCAGGAAGCGGGGCAGAUCUGCUGGGCACGGGCGUCGGCGGCGGCGUUGUUGGCGGUGGUGGUGGCGGCGGUAAGAGGCUGAGCCAGCAGUCCACAGACUUGCAGAAUAACAGGUUAAGGACUCCGCUCGCGCCCAGUCAGAGCCAUGUCACCUUCCAGCCUCAUCAGGAAAAUUACUCCCAGAUGAACUCCGACCAGAAGAAUUACGCGGCCACGCCAGCGCCCCAGCUUCCUCUCCUGCGCGGAAACCAGGGGCUCGUCCAGCCAAGGCCGCCCACGGAACCCAAAACCUCCAGCCAGAGGCCCUCGGGGCCGAGCACAAUGCAGCAACCUGGCUUCCCACAGUCGACCUUCAGUCCCGCUUACGGCUCCUCCGAGGCGAGCCCGAAAAAGCCUGGCACGAUCGCCCACGACACCACGGACGCCAACGACAACGCCAUGUUCUACACCGGGCAGAUCCACAUGUUCGAGCCCGACAACUUGAACCUGCAGACGUCCUCCUGCACCAGGGACGACAACGCCGACGACUCGUUGGUUACCAUGGCGUCUCCGGGGACCAAUCAGGUGUCGAGUACGGUGGACUCCACCCACGGCUUGGAGCAGCCGCAGAUCGAUUUCGACACCAUGCUGGACGACGGCGACCACUCCAGCCUCAUGUCUGGCACCAUCAGCCCCAGCAUCCUCCGGAGCCUAUCCCAGAAUUCCUCCCGCCUGACCACGCCCCGCAACUCCGUCACGCUGCCCUCGGUGCCCGCCGGAGUGGGCAACAUGGCCAUCGGGGACAUGAGCUCCAUGCUGUCUGCUCUGGCCGAGGAGAGCAAGUUCCUCAACAUGAUGUCUUAA
Sardina pilchardus (European sardine) is the source of this 5118-nucleotide messenger RNA. It is a transcript of the gene gli2b, whose product is annotated as GLI family zinc finger 2b. Bases 376 to 5118 code for a protein of 1580 amino acids. The transcript has 14 exons. NCBI's taxonomy places the organism in Eukaryota, Metazoa, Chordata, Actinopteri, Clupeiformes, Clupeidae. Gene Ontology annotation, biological process: regulation of transcription by RNA polymerase II; smoothened signaling pathway. Gene Ontology annotation, cellular component: nucleus. The record is from RefSeq and is a predicted model, not a curated record. Gene Ontology annotation, molecular function: DNA-binding transcription factor activity, RNA polymerase II-specific; RNA polymerase II cis-regulatory region sequence-specific DNA binding.